Molecule: messenger RNA, 1744 nt
Organism: Astrephomene gubernaculifera
Lineage: Eukaryota; Viridiplantae; Chlorophyta; Chlorophyceae; Chlamydomonadales; Astrephomenaceae
Source: the annotation of a GenBank genome assembly
AGUUCAAAUAUUUUGACUAUUAUGUUUCCUGCCUUCCGUGAACUGCCGUGCAGAAUAGCGUCGUGCACCGUUCACGGCAAAAACGUGAUCACUCUUAUAAGUUUGAUUUCCCACUGAAAAGUUCCGUCGUAGUCCUCUGGGAACUUGUCCCUUAUACACGACACCCCGGCCUCCAAAAUUAGUAGGGGUUUUAGAAGUUUGACGGAGCAAAUGUCGGCGUUUCGCUUUUGCUGCUUUCCUGUUCGCAUUCGCCGACGCCGCUGCAAAGAAGAAACGUCAAAUAGGCUGGAUAGGUUAAACGCCAUUGCGUACCUGGAGUCGAAUGAGGGGCGCACCGUCGACGCAUACGGUGCAUCGGCCGAGUCAGCAGGACGCGAUCACAGCGCUACAAACGGUUUUUCCGACGUCGAUGCUGGUGGAUUGCCGCGACGCACUUUGUCAAGUAAUUGUGUUAACGAUGCUUGCGACAAUGGCGCGCGGCCCUCAGCACUCAGCAACCAUCAACAAACGCCUAAGGGUGCGGGGAUGUUAUCAAGUCUGAAACAACUUAGGAUGAAAGCCUCUGGCGCCUCUGUUUCAGACGCGGUAGCUUGGCGGGACAACCAAGCAGCAAGUCCAUCCAUGUUGCCACCACCCAACCUGUCUCGCGGCACCUCGCUGCAAGGCCCGCCUUUCUGCCACUCCAGCACCUCACCUCCUGAAUACAGUAGCCAAGGUUGCAGCAAAGUUCAGGCCGCGUCGACGUCGGGAACGUCGAAAAUACCUAGCCUCCAAGCCCGCUGCUCUGCGCCUCAGCCUACCCCGACACAUCCCUUGGCGCCGCCGUUGCCAAAUAAGUCCAGGUCAAUGGCAACAACAGCCGCUGCAGUAGCAGCUGCACCAGCUUCUCAGCUCCGUCCAGCCACAACGCCAGCUCAACAGCAGCAGCAGCACUUGCCUCGUCGCUCGCCCCCUCCCGUCAUCGGCGCCAGCACCGCUGCCGCUGGCUCUUCCGAAGCCCCUCGAGGCGGUCAACCAGCACUGUCGGUACAACACCAAGGGCAGGCAAGAGGAGGGCCAAUAAUUCCGGACCUCCGUCCCUUGCGGAUACCCUCGAAGCAGCAACGGCAGCAGCAGGACGCGCAGCAGAAACAACAGCAGCAGCCGCAAGAGUACUCUUACCUCACGGGUGCUGCCGUUGGCACCUCGGAUGCUGGGGCCGGCGGCGGCAACGGCGGUGCAGCAGGUUGCGGCAGUCACUUCCUCACAGACCGUUGGGACCGUUGGGACCCUCCCACCCUGCUCCUGGGAAGCGAUGCAACAAAAGAGACUGCGAUGAGGGAAUGGGCGAAAUGUGGAGCAGGAGAUGGAGUUGACCUAGGCGCCGCUGUCGGUGGCAGUGGCGGCGGCGAUGGCAGUGCCGGCAAUGUUGGCGAUGCAUGGAGGGAGGCGGAGGCGCGGCGGCUGAAGAUCCAGGCAGCGGAGCAAGCGGAGUACGACAAGAGGGAGGAGGCUAAGGUCAUGCGGUACAAUGAUGCUGAGAUCUUGGACGAGUACGAUAAGUACGAUUUGGAAAUAGAUGACGCCAUUGCGGAUUGUACGGCAGCUUGGGUUGACAAGUCUGGCGAGUUUGCUGGUUGCUGCGACCCUGUUGACUUGGGUGGCGUCAACACGGCUAGCGAUGCCGUACAGAACGCAGCAGCGGGAUUGUCGGCGGCCGCGACGGCGGCCGCAGCAGCAGCAGCGACCCCGGUACCGAAGGCGG